Molecule: messenger RNA, 25145 nt
Organism: Pundamilia nyererei
Lineage: Eukaryota; Metazoa; Chordata; Actinopteri; Cichliformes; Cichlidae
Gene: pclob
Product: piccolo presynaptic cytomatrix protein b
Exons: 38
Coding region: 327-22412 (7361 amino acids)
Biological process (GO): protein localization to synapse; presynaptic active zone assembly
Cellular component (GO): cytoskeleton of presynaptic active zone; GABA-ergic synapse; axon
Molecular function (GO): metal ion binding; structural constituent of presynaptic active zone; protein binding
Source: RefSeq, a predicted model, not a curated record
CCUGUGCUCUCUAUCCCCCGGCGAUCAGACAGACACGGAUAGGGGAUAUCUCAGGAAGGCUGGGCAGGAUGGGGAGACAGAUCAGCUGUUGAUGAAGGAAGUCUGACGUAGAUGCUGAGCCAGAGGAGAGCCCAGGGAGCAGCAGCAGUAGCAGCAGCAGCAGCAGGAGUGGGGCUGUAGAUGCCCUCUCCACCGGUCCAGCCCCCCCUCAGGCAUCUGUGGGAGAGCCGGGUCAAAGUGGAGACAGUUCCUGCUCUGACUCUGACAGUCCUGUAGAUUCCAGCUCCUGCAAGGAGGAAGAGGGGGAGGACGAGGAAGACCCAACAAUGUUCUCCUCCAAAUUCCUUAGUGGGGCAAACCCCCUCAAUGCCGUGUCCUCUGCUGUAAAUAAGUUUGGUUUGUUUGGAGAUGAUGGUGAGGGGGAUAAAAAAUCACCUCCCCAGCAGGGGCAAAAGCAAUCUGGAGAACAGAAGCCGACAGCAGGCUCUGGAAAAGACCAUCAACAGCAACCGCAUCCCCAUAAACCAGGCCAAUCUCCCCCUAUGCAAAAGACCCAACAACCUCCCAAGCAAGGUUCACCACAGCUACAUGGAAAUGGACAAACUGGCCCCUCAAACAAACCUGCUGGGCAACAAACAACUUCAAAGACAGGGGCUCAACCUGAAGUCCAGCCUAAAGGAGAACCCCCCAAAAACCAACCUAUACAGCAAAGUUCUCCUAAACCUGGAGCUCAACAACAGACAAGGAUGCAGCAACAAAACCCCACUAAGACUGGUGCACAAGGGUCAACAAAGGUUGGGUCUGAGGUUGGAAAACAACAGCAGGCAUCACCAAAAAUUGGGCAGCAACAGCAUGACUCGUCUAAGGCAGGACCAGAGCAGAAAGGCAUCAGGGCCACAUCCCAACAGCAGUCCUCUGAUAAGCAAGGGAGUAAGGGACCUGGUCCAACUGGCAUGACACAAGCAGGGUCUUCAUCACCUGGAACAGCCAAAGCAAGAUCUCAGUCAACAGCAGUAGCAAAGCUUUGCCCAGUGUGUAAAACAACACAACUUACAAAAGAACCAGCUAACCAUAAAACCUGUACACAGUGUAAAAUGGAUGUGUGCAGCUUGUGUGGCUUCAGCCCUCCAGACUCUAAUGCACACGAGUGGCUUUGUCUUACUUGCCAAAUACAGAGAGCUCAAGGAUCUUCUGAACUGCCAGGACCUCCCAUGAAAAACCCCACACCUAACAAAAUGUCUGGUCCCCAAAAACAGACACCAUCAGCUGCUGAGCCUGUCAAAAAGGAAAUAUCAGCACCAGGUUCACCGCAGAAAAUCCAGUCUAAAUCAACAAAAGUGCCAGAAAAGGCAGAAGCUGCUAAAGGACCGGAGGCUCAAAAAAAAGGCAGUCCAGCACCUGUUCAGAAAAUGACACCUGAGGCCCAGAGAGCAUCAGGAUCUCCUAAGCCACACCAAACUAAUCAGACUGAACGCAAGCAAAGCAGUGCCACCUCAGCACCCCAGCAGCAGUCAGGAGGUUUAUUUGGCUUUGGAGGUACUAAAACUGAAACUGCAAAGACAGAAGAUUCAGUGACUGGAAAGAUGUUUGGCUUUGGUUCGUCUAUUUUUAGUUCUGCAUCUAAUUUGAUAGCUUCUGCUGUUCAAGAUGAGGCUAAAACAACUCCACCGGUUUCUCCUAAAAUGCAAUCUUCCAAGGAGACCAAACCGCCUUCUAUCCAAAAGUCAGAACAAGACAAGAAACAAGAACAACCUCAACAAGCAAAGGUUCAUCCAGCUGGACAGGCAAAAGCAGAAAAAUCCCUGCCAGUCACUCCAAAGACAGCAGCAACUUCCCACACUGCUCUGACUACAAGCCAAUCCACUUGUCCUCUCUGUAAAAUAGUGCUUAACAUGGGCUCGAAGGAUCCUCCCAACUACAACACAUGCACUGAAUGCAAAACUGUUGUCUGCAAUCAAUGUGGUUUUAACCCCAUGCCAAACGUUAAUGAGGGGAAGGAGUGGCUAUGUCUAAACUGCCAGGUGAAACGGGCUGCUGGAGGAAUUGAACCUCAAAUUGAUACAUCUUUGGGAAAAUCUUUCAAAAAGACUACUCCCACACAGCCUACACCACAGAAGACUAAUGCACCAGGCUCUCCCCAGAGAAAAGUACCAACAUCAGCACCACAGCCAGCAAAGACUAAAGAACCAGACAGUCAAAAGGCAGUCAGCCCAGCUCCUGGUCAGACAGCAUCUCAGGAGAACAAGAAGACACAACCGCAGCAGACGAAUCAAACUGUAGGAAAGCAGGAAAGCACCACUAAAGCUGCACAGCAAGAGUCCGGAGGCCUCUUUGGUUUUGGUGGUGCUAAAACUCAGCCUGAUGCUACAAAGCCUGCAGAUUCAGUGACAGGGAAAAUGUUUGGUUUUGGUUCCUCCAUUUUCAACUCUGCAUCUACUUUGAUUACCACAGCUGUUCAAGAUGAACCUAAAAGUACACCACCUGUUUCUCCCAAGAUGUCUGCUGCAAAGGAUUCUAAACCCCCCACUUCGAAAUCUCCUCUUCCAGUCAAGAAGCUGGAAGAGGCCAAAAAAACAGAGGAACUACAGAAAGCCAAGGGCUCACCACCAGUACAGCCAAAAGCAGACAAGCCAUCAUCAGAGCAACCAAAGAAAGCAUCAGCUCCACCAGUUGUUUCCAAGGCAGGCCAGUCUACCUGCUCUCUCUGUAAACUGGAACUUAAUGUGGGCUCUAAAGAUCCUCCCAACUAUAAUACUUGUACUGAGUGCAAAAACACUGUCUGCAACCAGUGUGGAUUUAAUCCUAUGCCAAAUGUUAAGGAGGUGAAGGAGUGGCUAUGUCUCAACUGUCAGAUGCAGAGAGCACUGGGAGCAUCAGAACCUCCAGGAACUCCCAUGAUGAAAAUACAGGCUUCACCGAGUAAAGUCACUGCACAAGACAGUGCCCUAAAGAAGGAAACUCCCCCAGUGGAUAAACUUCAAAAGAAAGAGAAUGUGACAUCUGCUGAAUCUAAAUUAAAGGAGCCCUCUCCAUCAAGCUCACCUCAGCGGAAAGUGCAAAAGCCAGGAGAACAGCUGGCAAAGACUGAAUAUGUGAAAGGAUCUGAAAGUCAUAGGCAGGCCAGUCCAGCUUCUGGUCAGAAAAAUGCACAGCAAAGCUUGAAGACAGGUCCUCAGAAGCCAACAGAUCAGAUAAAUCAACCAGGAUCUAAAAGGGGUAGUACAGCAUCGACACAAGGGGAAUCUGGAUCGUUCUUUGGCUUUGGCAGUUCUACAACUCAACCUGAUUCUGCAAAGACCCCUGAAUCACUAGGUGGAAAAAUGUUUGGCUUUGGUACCUCCAUCUUCAGUUCUGCAUCGACUUUAAUAAACUCAGCUGUCCAAGAUGAAUCCAAAAAGACACCACCAGUGUCUCCUAAGAUGUCUUCUGCACAUGACUCCAAGUCUCCCACUGUCAAGAAACUGGUACAGGAGAAAACAUCAGAGCAACCACAAAAAGACAAAGGUUCACCAUCAGUACAGACAAAAGCAGGCAAACCUCCUGAAGAGGCAUCCAAGACAGCACCUGCAUUGCCUGUCGUUUCUAAGACAGGCCAGUCAACUUGUCCUAUCUGUAAACUGGAACUCAAUAUGGGUUCUAAAGACCCUCCCAACUACAACACCUGUACUGAGUGCAAAAACACUGUCUGCAACCAAUGUGGAUUUGAUCCUAUGCCAAAUGUUAAGGAGGGGAAGGUGUGGUUAUGCCUCAACUGUCAGAUGAAAAAACCAGCAGAGCAACCAGAAAAGCCACCACAGAGCCAAAAGACAGGACCUCAAAAACCACCUGAACAGAGAAAUCCAACUGAAAUCAAAAAGAGUAGUAUUACAUCCACUACACAAGAGGAGUCUGGAGCUGUCUUUGGAUUUGGCCGUUCCACACCUCCCUCAGAUUCUACAAAGCCUGGUGAAUCACGGGGUGGAAAAAUGUUUGGCUUUGGUACCUCCAUCUUCAGUUCGGCUUCGACUUUAAUAAACUCAGCUGUCCAAGAUGAAUCCAAAAAGACACCACCAGUUUCUCCUAAGCUUCCUGUCUCAAAGGCGAGUGAAUCACCAUUUGUUCAGAAGCAGGAGCAGGAGAAGAAGGCUGUGCAAGUUCAAGAAGCCAAGACCUCUCCCCUGAUACAAGCCAAAGUAGAGAAAGAGCCAGCUUCACCAGCUCUUCCAAAGGCAGGCCAAUCUACCUGUCCACUCUGUAAGAUGAAACUCAACUUUGGCUCAAAGGAACCGCCAAACUACAGCAAAUGCACUGAAUGCAAGAACACUGUGUGUAACCAGUGUGGAUUCAAUCCAAUGCCAAAUGUGUCAGAGGUAAAGGAAUGGUUAUGUCUGAACUGUCAGAUGCAGAGAGCUCUUAGUGCAGCUGAACCCACAGGGCCUCCUGUGAAACACCUCCAUGGAGAUAAAAAAAUUUCUCCAUCUGCUGUACAUCAGAAAGCAAUAGUUACUGAUCAAGUGGAAACUAAAAAGGAAAUAAAAUCAGAUGCAGCUCCUAAGAUGGAGACUCCAGGGGCUUACAUACUUCAAAAGAAGGACACAGCCACACUAGGCUCUCCUCAGAAGACACGGUCCACAGCAGUAGCACCUUCAUCUAAGGAGGCUAAAGGACCCAAAAGUGAAGGACAUCCUAGCCCAACUCCUGGUGAGAAAAAGCCUCUUGAUAUUUCAGUUGCAUCAGGCCCUGAGAAACCAACUGACCAGGGAAGUCAACCGGGAUUAAAACAGAGUAAGGUCACCACAGUCACACAAGAGGAGUCUGGAAACCCACUAGGUUUGGGUGGUAAAAUCUUAACUGAUACUUCAAAAACAACAGAAUCCAUCAGUGGAAAGAUGUUUGGCUUUGGAUCUUCCAUUUUCAGCUCAGCAUCCACUUUGAUAUCAUCUGCAGUUCAAGACGAAUCACGGACCACACCACCAAGCUCUCGAAAAAUGUCUGCGCCAGCACAAGUCUCGCCGAAGAUGUCUGCUGCAACCAAGAGUUCUCCAAAAAGUACACCAACAGUUUCUCCCAAGAUGUCACCGGCAAGGGAGCCUAAAACUCUUCCUCAGAAGCCAGAACAAAAGAAGAAACCAGAAGAAUCCCACCAAAGCAAAGAUGAUAAAGCUCUACCACAAGUAGCAAAAGUGUCUCAUAUGGCUCCUAAUGCAGGCCAGACAACCUGUCCACUGUGUAAGGCUGAGCUUAACAUAGGCUCCAAGGACCCACCUAACUAUAACACCUGCACUGAGUGCAAGAACAUUGUCUGCAACCAAUGUGGAUUUAAUCCCAUGCCAGUAGGAGAGGUAAAAGAGUGGCUGUGUCUUAAUUGUCAGAUGAAAAGAGCAGUAGGAGCUUCUGAGCUUACUGGACCUCCAUCACUAAAGUCACAAAUGUCACCCAAUAAAGUUUCUUUACCUGCUACAGUCCAGUCCAAGGAAUCUUCCAAACUGACUACUCCUCAAACAAAGGACAGUCCAGACACAGCUGUACAAAAGCAAACCUCAGAAGCAGUCUCCCCACAAAGAAAACAAUCAACAGCAUCUGUGAAACAGGCUAGCCCAGCACCUGAACGUAAAACAUCGGAAGAAAAAGCGAAAACAGCUCCUGAAAAAGUCCCAGAUCAGGCAACCCAACCUGGUCGUAAGCAAACUAAUGCCACAGCAGCAACACAGCAAGAGUCAGGAGGCUUCUUUGGCUUUGCUGGUCCUAAGCCUCAACCUGAAGCUGCAAAGUCUGCAGAGUCAGUGAGUGGAAAAAUGUUAGGCUUUAGUUCUUCAAUCUUCAGUUCUGCAUCUACUUUGAUAACCUCAGCAGUUCGGGACCAGCCAAAAACGACUCCACCAGUUUCACCUAAGAUGUCUCCUGCAAGGGAAACCAAAUCUUCCACUGUAAAGAAACCAGAACAGGAGACGAAAUCUGAGCAGAUAAAGGGUCCACCAUCAAUCCAGUCAAAAGCAGAAGAGAUGAAGCCCCCUGCUUCCCAGAAGCUGGAGCAGCAGAAGUUAACUGAGCCAUCCCUGCAGACCAAAACACCAGCAUCAAGACGGGUGCCAUUAGAAUCUCCAAAGGCAGCAGCUUCCCAAGCAGCUGUCAAACCAGAUCAGUCUACCUGCCCACUCUGUAAGGUCAAACUUAACACUGGUUCCAAGGAUCUGCCCAACUACAAUACUUGUACUGAAUGCAAAAACACUGUGUGCAACCAGUGUGGAUUUAACCCUAUGCCAGAUGGAACUGGGGCAAAGGAGUGGUUAUGUCUUACCUGCCAGAUGCAGCGGGCUCUAGGAGUAACAGAGCCUCCAUCAGUAAUUUCAGUGAAUGCUCAGACACCUGCAAAACCCCAAAAGAAAGAUGUCACCAGCCCAGCUGAACCUGAAAAGAAGGUGUAUUCAGCACAGCAGUCACCUCAGAGGAAACUAUCUGUAACGGCACAGCCUGCUACAUCUGAGACUAAUGUCAAGCCAGAGGUUCACAAACAGGCCACCCCGGUUUCUUCUCAGAAAAUACAACAGAAGCCCCAGAAAACAUCAACUCCUAACAAAUCACCAGACCAAAUCAGGCAGCCUGAACGUAAGCUGAGUACUGCCACUCCACCACCACGAAAAGAAUCGGGAGGCUUCCUUGGAUUUGGCAGUGGUAAAUCUCAACCUGAUGCUGAAAAGCAGGCAGAGUCUGUGACAGGGAAAAUGUUUGGCUUUGGUUCUUCUAUUUUCAGUUCUGCAUCCACUUUGAUUACCUCAGCUGUUCAGGACCAGCCUAAGACUCCACCAGUUUCUCCCAAGUUAUCCCCUGCAAAAGAGAUCAAAUCCCCUGCUACCCAGGAGAAAACCAAGGCUGAACAACCCCAGCUGAUCCAGACACCACCAUUAGUCUCAGCCAAAGUUGACAAGGCUCCAUCAGAACCUCCAAAAACAGGUGAAGCCUCCCAAACCACCGUCAAACAAGGCCCGUCCACCUGUCCACUUUGUAAGGCUGGGCUCAACAUAGGGUCUAAGGAUCUGCCUAACUACAAUGUCUGUACUGAAUGCAAGAAAACUGUCUGUAACCAGUGUGGAUUUAACCCAACACCAAAUGAAACGGAGAUGAAGGAGUGGUUGUGUCUGACUUGCCAGAUGCAACGAGCCCUCACAGCAGCUGAAUCAGUACAGCCUCCACCGAUGAAACCUCAGGCAUCACCCAGCAAAGUAUCCGCACCUGCCGCUGAGCAAAAAGAUGUCUCUGAGACUAAAACGAAAGAUAUUAUUCCCACACAGAAAACAGACGUAUUAGAGAAAAAGCAGAAAGAAAGUCCAAAACCAGAGGCACCAGCAGAGAAAAUGGAUGUCGUACAUCGAACUCCAGAUAUUGUUCCACCUGCAAAAGACACCCAAGCUACUGUUUCAGCUGAAGCAAAAGAGGAGAAAGUUAGUUCACUGCCUGCCAAGGAUGUUCAAGCCAUCACUGCACCUCCAAGCGAAGAAAGACAACUGCCUUCCCAAGCCAGUGUCACUCCUAAAACUACACCACCAGCACCACGUAAAAUGUCCACCACAGCCAGUGUCACUCCUAAAACUACACCACCAGCCUCUCCUAAAACAUUACCUGCAAAGGACACCAAACCACCGCCUGUCCAGAAAACAGAGGAGAAGAAACCAGAGAAACCACAGCAGGAUAAGACUCCUUCAACAGUUCAAGCCAAAGUGGACAAAGUUCCAUCAGAGCCCCCUAAGGUGCCAGUAGACACCCAAGGUGCUUCAAAAGCAGAUCAGUCUGUCUGCCCACUAUGUAAGGUGAAACUUACAGUGGGCCCCACAGAUCCUCCUAACUACAACACUUGCACAGAAUGCAAGACAACUGUCUGCAAUCAGUGUGGCUUUAAUCCAGUACCAGAUGAUUUAAAGGUAAAGGAAUGGCUUUGUUUAAACUGCCAGAUGCAGAGAGCCCUUGGAGUAUCUGAAGCCAUUGAACCUACUGUGGUGAAACCCCAGCCCAUGCCAAGCAAGGUUUCUACACCUCCUCGCUCUGAACAGAAGGACACACCGACAUUAGUCCAGAAGGAGAAAGCUGCAGAGUAUGCAGAUGUCCAAAAAGAGGCUACUCAAAUAGUUCAACCCAGAAAAGAAAUUCUCAAAGGUGAGGCUCCAGUGCCAACUGCAGUCCAAAGGAUGGACAAAGCACAGCAAGAUUCUGUGGAAAAGGCACAAGGACAUGCUCAGGAUGUGGCCAGCCAGCCAAAGCUUGUGGAAAAACCCCCACAAGGACAGAUUUCACAACCUACAAAGCCAGAAGUAAAGUCAGGUUUCGCAAAACAAGAAGCUGGCAAACUACCACAACAGCCAUCAAAGCCAUUGACCCAAUCUCCCAAGCCUGCCCCACCACCAGCUCAACCCGCGAAACAGGAGUCUGGUGGUUUCUUUGGCUUUGGUGCCCCUAAACCUACUGUUCCAAAGCCUGCUGAGUCAGUGACUGGGAAGAUGUUUGGUUUUGGUUCAUCAAUUUUAAGUUCUGCAUCUACAUUGAUAACCUCGGCAGUUCAGGAUGAACCUAAAGUUACACCACCUACUCCACGGAAGAUGUCCACUACAACAAGUGUCAGCCCUAAACCUACACCUCCGGUUUCUCCUAAGAUGCCCCCAGUAAAGGAUAGUAAACCACCGGCAACACAGACACCUGAUCCACUUCAACAGGCCAAGGCUACACCAUUAGCACAGGACAAAGUGCUUCAGGUUGCUCCUAAAGAAAGUCUGUCUACCUGUCUGCUCUGUAAGGUCAAACUCAAUGUGGGAACGAAGGAGCCACCCAAUUACAACACCUGUACUGAAUGCAAGAACAUUGUCUGCAAUCUUUGUGGAUUUAACCCCAUGCCUCAUACAGCAGUGAAGGAAUGGCUGUGUUUAAACUGCCAAACUCAGAGGGCUUUGUCAGGACAGCUGGGAGACUCAGGAAAAAUGCCUCAACCUUCACCUCCACCUGCUAAGUCAGAGACCCAGGCCACACCAGUAACCACAAAGGCAGAGCCCAAAACCACCUCAACGAAGUCAGAGACCAGGCCUGGACCCACAAAAUCACAACCCACCCCCGUGCCUGUUGAGACAGCACCAACAGUUUCAACCAUAAAAGCAAAUGUAGAAUCAACAUCUCUCAAAAUGGAAACAACGCUUACAGCAGCGUCUACACAUAUUGAGCUUGAGACGACACCUUUACCCACCAAAGAAGAGGUUUUAAAGCAACGUUUGACAGAGGUAACACCAACGAUUGACGUUCUAGAUACAGAUGCUACCAAGAAAGAAGAGGUACCAAAAACAGAUUUCAGCACGACAAAAUUACGCAAAACUGAAGAGUCUAAAACGGAUCUUCAUAAAGAUGAAUUUGAAGCAGGAGUAGCUGAACCUUCUUCAGUUCCAGUUCCUGACGCUUCAGUUGUCUCUGCGUCCCCUGUCACUCCAGAGGUUGCAGUAGCUCAAGUUAUUCCAGAGGCUCAGACAAAACAAGACCUGUCUGUUGCAGAGAGGAUUAUUAAGGUGGUAGACACUGAUGAUCGCACCAUCCUGACAGACUCAUCAAAAUCUUUGCAGCAAAUUAUGGUGCAACCAGAGUCAAAAGAACAGCAGCAGGUGGUUAUGGAAGGAGAUGCAGUCACAGUAACUGACAGCAAAGAAUUUCCUGAUGACUCUGCUGACAAAAUUACCAACAUCCUCUCAACCAUUGAGUCGCAACCAGUCUCUCCAAAAAGAAAAGAUGAAGAUGAAGACAAAGAGUUCAGUAAGAAACGAAAAGACUCUCUUUCCACUGCAGAGGUGCCUACAGAUGUCCCUGUAACAGCUACUAAGCCCAAAUCCAAACCAGAGGGUCAUGAUGAAGAGCAACCUCAGAUUUUACCCAUAUUACAUGAAUUGAAUGAUGAAAUAGUGAGUGGUGCAAGCAAAGAUGGUACAGAUUCUUCUAUACCAGCAAAGGAGGAGAUAAAUGCUAAAAGAAGGCGUCUGAGUUUCCAAGCAAUGGAUGAAAGCAGUGAAAGUGAACUCACACCCUCACCAUCACCUAAAGUCCAGAAAAGGAGACUAAAGGUGAGCAAUAUUUCAUCCAGCAGUGAGGACAUCAAAACUGAGAGUGCUGACUCCUCUGUGGAAGAUGAAGAGUUCAUCCGCAAGCAGAUAAUGGGUAUGGGUGAUGAAGAAGAAAUGUCUGUAUCAGAAGAUGAGAAAGAAAAGAAUUUGGAGAAUGUACAAGCUAUAAAGGAUACUGACCUUGAUAAUACAUUGGUGACAGUCAAACCACUUUCUAGAAAAGGUAGCACAGAUAAUGAAGACAGCCCAGCCAGGAACAAAGCAGUUCCAAAAACUGACAGCAUGACUGCUCAAAGCGUGCCUGAAACAUUACCCAGAACUACUUUCAAGAAAGCAAUUCCAGUCAUGAGACAAAGACAAAGCACAGAUGAAGAAAUAGAAAGCAUCACAGAAUCUGUGUCAAAGGGUUCAUCUAGUGUUCAAGCAUCCAGUUUUACUCCAGAAUCUUCACCUACAUCAGCCUCCUCCCUGGAAGAGGAUAGUGAUAGCAGCCCUAGUCGCAGGAAACCCAGUGGGGACAAACAGUAUCGCAAAGGUAAGCACAGGCAACCAACUCAGCCUCUUCCUACCAUCGAAGACUCCUCUGAGGAAGAGAAGAUGGGACCCCAUGGACAACUACUGUCCCCACACAAAGAUUCUUCCUCCACAGAGGAUCUGAAAGAAGUCACAGUUAUAAAGGAAACUCAUAGAACAUCUGGCUCUGAGUAUUCUGCCAGUAUAGAAUCAGAAUCAGAAGCCACUCAAGCUGUACAGAGAGGACGUAAACCUUCACCAACAGUCAUACCAUACACCCUUUCUGAUCCAUUUAUAGAAAAGGACAGUGUGACAAAAUCAUUAAAGAGUGCAGAAGAAGCAUACGAGGAAAUUAUUCAGAAGACUAAAGCUAUUCCAGGAGACAGUCCACCUGAUAUUGAGCCACUCUAUGGGGGGAUGGCAAUAGAGGACUAUCUUUAUGAAUCCUUAGUUGAGGAACCUGAAAUUAAAAUGAGUGAAUCUCGGGAAGAACCCAAAAAUGAUACUGGCUCUGAUUCUCUCAAAAAACUCAGGUCUCCUGAGGAGGUUUAUGAGGAGAUGAUGCAAAAGAAGAGAGAGUUGAUGAUGAUAGAGCAUGAAUUUCAGCAGGCACAAAAUGCCAUGGAAUCUUCUGCCUCAAGCGCUUCACAGGUCACUUGCCCUCCCUCAUUUGCUGAAACUUGUGUAGUGACUAUAGAAGAGACAUACCCAACUGAAAAACUUGAAAUGCCUCUUACAGAAACUGAAACUUUAAGUGACAUGUCAGUAAAGAAAAAGAAGCGACCAGCCCCUCCACGCCCUUCUGAGCCCCCAAAGCGUCCUGACAUAACUGUUGUCCCUAGUACUCCUAGUGGGGCUAUAAGUUUUGUUAGGCCUAUGAUUCAACAAGAUCCUGCAUUAAGAAAAGCAUUGUUCCCUAUACCAGACCUCAAGAUUACUCAGUGUUCAUCUGGGGAAGAAGAAGAUGACAGUCUUGCAGAUGACUAUGGCAUUGGUAUUUCCUCUGACAUUACCCCCAGUGAUGACUCUCAAGAAGAACCAUGCAUAAGCCCAUCUUUGUCUGAAACUGUUGAGAUGGAUCCUAUAUGUGUAGUCUGUGAAAUUCCAGAGCCAAAACCUAUUCCAACUCCAAUAUCAGCUCCAGAACUAACUACAACACCUUCUCCUGUAUCACCAGUGUCACCUCCAACCUCACCAGCUAGUGCAGAUUCCAGUUUGGCCUCUAAUGCUACAUCUUCAUCUCCAUUCCAGGCUCAAACACCUCUUUCAUCAGAUUCAACUCCACUGUCUACACCAACACCUUCUGCUUCAUUUAAAACACAAUCACCUCCAGAGAUCUCCUCACCACUGCCUGCCACAGAUGCAGGAGUACAAUCUAAUGAAAACUCAGUCUCUUCUUCUCCAGUUACAGUUAUAGUUACAAUACCAGAUGUUGUGUCUGAUCCAUCCAAAGCGCAAACAGCUACAGCCAUUCAAGUUCAGACUUCUACAGUAGAAGCCAUAACUGCAUCACCUGUUGUGGUACAAAUGCCAGACUUGGUUUCAUCUCCAUCUCAGGUUCCUGACAACAUUCCAGCUAUUUCACAGGUCUCAGCACCAAGUCCAGCACCUUCUGUUGUCUCCAUUCAUUCUACAACCCUAGUAGCAGCCCGACCUGUUGCAGUCUCGGCUCCAACAUCUGCCAUUCUUUCCACUUCUGUCACUCUAGUUUCAUGUCCUGAACCAGUCAUAGUGCAGAUGCCUGACCUGGUUUCAACCACAGCUCCCAUACCAACACACCCCCCAUUACCAGUCUCAGCACUUGUUACUACCCCAGCUCAAGCUGAAACUAAAGUGGUACACUCUGUCCCUGUACAAUCAGCCAUCCCAUCAGUCAGUCCAGUGGUAGUCCCACCUCUGGCUCAAACCGCCCAGAUGCCUUCAGCAGCAACAGCUUCAACUACUAUAGUCAAAAAGAAGGUCCCGCCUCCUCCUCCCCCUCGAUCUACUUCGGUAUCAUUACCUGAAACUAAUAAAGAUGUUCCUUUUGUAAAACCUAUUGAGCAUGCCACUCGGACUACAUCACCUAUGGGAACCACAGCUGUUGGACAGCCAAUGCAAUCUGUUGUUGUGGAUAUCCAACCAAGAAUGGAAGCCAUGAAAUCAGAUGGUGGAGUUGUACCUCAGUUAGUAACACCAAAUAGACAGGGGCAUGUAGUUAUCAUUGUCCCCAGUGUAGAGAACAAAGCUUUGAUUGAACAAACCAGAAACCAAGGUAUACCUAGCACAGGGCCAAUAUCUUUCAUUGCUUCUGCUCCAUAUGGUAGCCAAGUAGCCCCACAUUCUGCUUCAGAUGUGUGCAGUACAGAUAUAUCUUCACUUCCUACUAAGGUGGCAACAGUGCAGGAAGUUGUAGCUCCACCCAUUUCACCUAAAGUUAUAGACACAGUAGAAGUACCCAUUACAGUUUCUAGUCCAACACCUCCAUCCACUUUACCCAAACCAACUGUUCCAAAGCAAUCAGUUCCCACUCCAGUGACAACUGCUAAAGCAAAUUUCACACCAGUUUUUUCUGCAGCUUCUAUUCCUAGUCAGACUACCAAGCCUCCUCCACCCAUACCACCUAAACCUGUAUCAAUUCCAGCUGGACUGGUUUUCAGUCAUAAACCAGGAGAGAGUGUCAAGCCACCUCCUGUAGCUCCCAAAGCGGCAACCCUCCCCAGGACAAAAGAACCUCCAAAGGCUCUAUCACUUAGUCUGACAAGACCUGUGGAGUCUAAGUUGGGUGCAACAUCUCCUAAAUCACCUGUAUCUCCUAGACAUGCGAAAUGUUUACAAACCUAUGUAGUGAUAACGCUUCCAUCAGAACCUGGUUCACCAACAGAGUCCAUAACUGUCCAAGCACCUGUAAGAAGAGGGUCCAUCCCUUCCACAAAAGUGUCAGGAAUACGGACAACACCAUCAGAGCAGAAAGCACCCAUUGAAGUAUUCUCAGCACAGGCUACAGUAAGGAGAGCCUCGGUCCCUACUGUAAGGCAUCCACCUCCAAUAUCUGUAGCUUCAGCUGUCCCUGAACAAAUGACAACUUCUGAGGUAGUAGUUUCUGAAGUCCAAGCUAAAACAGACACUAUGCCAUCUGUAAUGCUGUCAUCGCUUCCUGUAGUUGAUAUCGUAACAUUGCCAUCGGCCCAGGAAACUUCUGUCCAAGCACAUACUGUGCCUUUUCCAAUUAAGAAACCAUUUGUGCACCAGGAGCAAUCAAUGACUCCACCACUGUCACAACCUAAAACACUGUCUGAGGUCAUCACAGUGUCCCCAGAGCCAAAAAUUCUCAUUCAUCCAGUCCAAGCCACAAUUACAGAGAUCAUAACAGUUCCAUCAGAAAGUUUAAGUGAAGCACUGGUUCCUCAGGCUCCCAAACCAACCAUACCUGUCCAGCCAGAGCCUCUGAUUGAAGUUGUUUCUACUUCAUUGCAGCCUGGAGUAUCUUUUGACAGACCUGUAGCCCAAGAUAGACCAUCUGCAACUGUUUUUGAUGCACAAGCUGCAGCCCAAAUUGAAAUGCCACAUACAGACGAGGAUGUACCUACUGAUGUCGUUGUUGCAGAAGCAAUUUCAUUAAGAUCACUGAUACCAGGUGUUCAGCAAAUCCCUGUUGAGCAUCCACUUACAGUAUCUGAAGCAAUGACUCAUUCGAAAGAUCAAGAAUUGGCCACAGGUUUUAACUAUAGCUGGACCAUUUCUGAACCCUCACCUGUUCUACAAACUAUUCAACCUUCAGAAGUUCUGCCUGCAGUGACAGAACAUCUGCCUACUCAGCAACCACUUCUUGUAGCUGAAGGGGUUUCCCUCCCUACCAAGUCUGAUGUACUCACAGAAGUUAUUACAACUGAUGCAGCUGUUAGAAUACCAGAGAUAGCAAUGGUACAUCCAUUACCGCAUCAUCAACCUGUGGUAAGUGAAAUUACCCCUGUUGAGUUAAUGCCAUUAACUAUAGACGAUAAGAAGAUAUCUCCUACAGCUGCUGAGGAAACACCAUCACCUCUUAUCAUGGAAGUUGAACACAUAGUUACACAUCCAAAUAUACCUCCUCAUAUAUAUAUUCCAAAGGUCUGUGAAGGAAUAACAUCCUCAGUUAUGACACAUUCAGUGCCACCACUGGCAUUGCAACCUCAAUUUGAGCCUCCUACACAAAUUAUAACUAAGGAUGCUGAUCUCAUAGCUUCUUCAAUAUCAUCAUCCAUGAUACAACCUCAGGCUGGGCCUGGAAUGCCAGUUAUGACAACUGAGGAAACCACACAUAAGAGGAGGACAUCCAUAUCUUCCAUAGUACAGCCAACAUAUGCCACAACUGAAAGAUUUACUUGUCCUACAGAGUAUGAAAUGCCCAGACAAGUAGUUACAGCUGAAGCCUUUGCUGCCACCAGAAGAGAAUCCAUAACCAUGCAGCAACCAUACCAAUUAGCACAGGUAGUAAACCUGCCAGCUGAAAAAGAUGUUUCUAAUGAUGGUUAUGCUGUUCAGCUCCCCUACAGAAGAGAAUCAGAACGCCAACCACAUGCAUUGACUUAUUCAUCAGAAUAUGAUCACCCUGUGGAGCUAAUAACCACUGAGGAAUACACCGCGAGGACCUCACGGCCCACAGUGCAAGACAUUCCACAGAAUGUUUCUCCAGUCACCAUCACUAAAAUUCAGCAAGAGUCUAUUGAAAGCCAGGAGAUAAGAGGAGCAGAAAAGGUGGUCUCUAGUAUGAGCCAUAUGUAUUCAUCUUCAAUUUCCACCUCAGGCCAGCCACCUGAAAGCCUUCCUAGCCUAGUUACUCAAGUAGUUACCACUGAGGUCCAGAGGACCACUGUUUCUGUUGUCCAUGAAAGACUUCCACAGGUCCCUCCACCUAGUGUAGCAAUAACUAUACAACCAGACAUUGCUAAAGUCCAACCUGUACCCAAACAGAAUGGUAAAAUAUAUCCUGGUGAUGUUAUUGAUUUACGUACAAUGAAGGUUGGUAUAAAGAUGACUGAGCAAGGCAUGGACCUGACUCCGCCUGAAUCAAGUCGACAGUCUUUUUCAAGUGACUCUAGUGGCCGUCAAAUUACAGCAGUACAGCCGGAGAUAGUAAAUCUUAGUCCAGCAAUUACCCCAGCAACCACACUGUCUGUUGUCACUGACAGCAUCACAAUUGUCACAUGCACAGCUACUAUUGCUUCAUAUAGCAACACUCCAGCAGAGAAACCACUUGAUUUGCAAGGUCCCGUUACAUCAUUGCCACUAUCCCUCACAACAUACAAACCAUUUGAGCCCUUAGCACAGAUCGUAUACAGACCUGUUAGCACCCAACCCAUGCUGAGUGCUGUAGCAUCCACAGCUCAAGAUAUACCAAUUAAUCUUUCCUUUGAAGCUCUUGUGUCCUCUGGAGCAAAACAGCCAUUGACGUCAGUCCCCACACUUCUCAGCAAUGGAGGGCCUGUCCUUUCUCUAGAGGCCACAGAGGCCAUGGAUCUGACAAACUACAAACCAAUGAGAGCUGUGGUAGCAUUGUCUGGUACAAGUCCAGGAGUGGUGACCACUGUUGUAGAGGAUGAUGGGACCCCAAUGGACCUUACAGCAGGAAGGCAUAGUGUUUGCUGUGAUGUAAUUUACAAGCUACCAUUCACGGGAUCAUGCAGAACACAGCCUCCAGUUACAAGCCAGCCUGAUAACCGUUUUGGCUACAGAGAUGACCACUAUCAAUAUGAUAAUUCUGGACUGUAUAGUAUCAAAGGAACUAAUGGCAUAAAAGCAUCAGUGUCUGAAACCAACUUGACAGAGGCAGGACUGUUUUCCAUGGUUCCUAAAAGUGACUAUGACUACCUCAGUGGCUCUUCAGAUGGCGCUAUAGACCUCACUGCAGCUAAACUUUCUGCUGGUAAAGCACUAGACUACACUAGCAAAACGACUGGAGUCUACCCUUUGAUGACUACUGCUCAAUACUCCCAGAUCCCUGCAGCUGGGUUUGGUGUAAAUAGUGCUCUAAGGACAUCAGAUGGAAUAGUUUACUCCUCUGUUGCUGCCCCAGUUCCAUCCACAUAUGCAAUUACGACUCAGCCAGGUUCUGUCUUUAGCACAACCUUAACACCCACAUCAAUAGUCCACAGCCAGCCAUUACCACACCCAUAUGGCUUUAUCCCCACUACAGACCCUGGACAGAUAAUUCCUUUUGACUCUGGGCUAUCUAAAGAUUUUCUACCUACAGCUUUGGCUGACAUCAUAACUGGCUAUCCAGAGAUGUACUCUGAUGCCACCCUGGAAGCUAUUGCUGCUUCUCUGGAUGCCCUAGCUUCUUCUCCAAUAUUCCCUGGCUUAGAUAACACCAAAAUGGCCCAGUAUCAGAUGGAGAGGGAAUUUCUAGAGCUAGAGAAGCUUAAGCAACUAUGUCUUGCAGAAGAGCUGGAAUGGGAAAGGCAAGAAAUCCAGCGAUAUCGAGAACAGGAACAGCUUAUGGUCCAAAGGGAGCUUGAGGAACUUCAGGCUCUGAAACAGCAGCUUCUCCUUCAGCAAGAAGAGGAGCAUCAUGCCCACAUGGUGGCUCAACAGGAGACCUAUGCACAGCAGAAAGAGCAGUUGCAGCAAAUUCAGCAGCUCCAACUGCAACUCCAGCGGCAGCUAGACGAGCACUAUGGUAGUACUGGUCCCACUGGAAAUCUUCUAGAUGCUAAAUAUGCAGGUGUAGGAGACAGUGGCCAGUACUGGCCAGUCAGAGAUGAGUCUACGACUCCAUCUGCUGGGACACACAUAGAGGAAAGUCAAGAUUUAGUAAAGCUUCAAGCUGAUCAGGACAUAGGGAAAAAAAUAAUUGAUAGUGGGGUGCAGACAGAUGAUGAAGACUCAGCAGAGAAACAACACGUUGGAAGGAGAAAGAAAAAUAAAAGAAACAUUGAUAGCUCAGCUCAGACUGACGAUGAAGACCAAGAUGAAUGGGAUGCUCCAACAAAAGCUCGGCGACGCUCUCGAAAGCAUAGCAGUGAUGGAAAACAUGGCUCCAAGGUCUCUAGCAUUGCUAUCCAGACAGUGGCAGAGAUAUCUGUCCAGACUGAUCACUCUGGAACUAUCAAGCGACCUAAUGUCCAGAUGGACACAAAAGUAGAAAUCAUUAAACAUAUAUCAGCUCCAGAGAACUCUCAGAGAGGUGGAAGUCUGAGCUGUCAGACAGACUCAGAUAGAAGACAUGCAUCCACUGAGGUGGGCUACAGCACACACCUCUCAGCAGACAUCCCCGCUAAGUCCAAAACCUUCUAUACUACAGUUUCCCCACUGUCCCCAGAAAAGUCACUUGGAGGACAGAGAAUGUUGACUGCAGACCCAACCAGAUUUUCUUCUGGUCCUCGGAUAUUGAAGGCUGGUCAAAAAUCUCUAUCUGACCCUAAGUCCCUUAGUCCUUCCACAGAAGACAGGAUGGGUGGAUACUAUGCAGACAGCUAUUCUAGCCGAGGCUCUCCCUCUAGUACAGGUAAGAAGGUAAAGAGAACACUGCCAGAUCCCCCUCCUGAAGAUGACUCCCUCUCAGGACGGUCAGGCUACAGCACCAACUCUGCUCGACGCCGUCUAGCUCGUAGUACAACUAUGGCCCGGGCAAAGAUCCUGCAGGACAUUGACAAGGAGCUUGAUCUAGUGGAGAGAGAAUCUUCUAAACUUCGAAAGAAACAGGCUGAGUUAGAUGAAGAAGAAAAAGAGAUUGAUGCCAAGCUACGGUACUUGGAGAUGGGUAUCAACCGUCGUAAGGAGGCCUUGCUGAAAGAAAGAGAGAAGAGAGAAAGAGCCUAUCUUCAGGGUGUGGCAGAGGAGCGAGACUACAUGUCUGACAGUGAGGUCAGCAACAUCAGAGAGACCAGAGGUGAUGGUCUUGAGAGACCACGGACAGCUCCCCAGUCGGAAUUUGAGCAAUUCAUCCCCCCACAGACAGAAGCUGAUUCCCAGUACAACACACUGACUAGUCCCUAUUCUCACUAUGGCCAGUAUGUUCCCCAGACCCAAACCACUAGCCACUACACCCAACAGAACCUGUAUCAGCAACAAUCACUUUACCACCAACAGGUGUCUCCUUACCCAACCAUGUCCCUCUCCCAUGCCCAGACUCAGCCAGGCAGCUACCAACAUGCUCUGCUCUUGCAGCAGGGGAAGCAGCGACAAACAAACCUGUCCGAUUUAGAGCCCAAAAUCACCACUAACUAUGAGGUGAUACGCAACCAGCCACUGCUCAUUGUGCCAACUUCCACAGAAAGUGGAUAUGGAGUGGCUCACCUAGGGGGCAAGUAUGGAAGCUUGGACUUGAGGUUAGGACUUGAGGAGAGGAGCAUGGCCUCUAGUCCCAUGUCUAGCAUUUCUGCUGAUUCUUUCUAUGCUGAUAUUGACCACCAUAAUGCCAGGAAUUAUGUGCUGAUAGAAGACAUAGGGGAGCUCACCAAGGCGUCAACAGGACUGAGCAAUACUGGCUUGGGUUCUGGAUUCAACUUGCCUGAUAAGGAGAUGUCCAAGGCAGACAGACUCAGGCGCACAGCAGAGGUGGCAGAAUUUUUAGGCUCAUCUCGGCUUCAGAGUUAUGGCAAAGGAGAAGAUGAUACUAUGGAAGAACCUUAUGAGCUGAAGCUACUGAAGCAGCAGAUCAAGCAAGAAUUCCGACGAGGAACUGAGGGACUCGAACACUUGACUGGUCUGGGCUUACCACAAUAUCUCCCCAGUGACAGCAAUUUUCGCCAUUUCCCUAAAGGAGAGAAAUAUAGCAUUGGCAGGCUCACCCUUGAAAAACAGGCUGCAAAACAACUCCCAGCGGCUAUGCUUUACCAGAAACAGAUGAAGAACAAAAAGGCCCUUAUAGACCCUAAGGCCAUCACAAAAUUUUCCCCAAUUCAGGAGAGUAGGGACCUUGAGCCUGAAUAUGGUAGCUACAUGGGAUCUGGAGCGUCCUCUGUGUCCAGUCUGGCUGCUAGAGCUAGGCUACUUCAGGAUGAGAUUACAUUUGGGCUAAGAAAAAACUUGUCUGAGCAACAAAAAUAUUUAGGCUCCUCCUUAGGGGCCAAUCUGUCUGGUUCUCUUAAUCUUGGUCAGUCUCUUGGACUUGGCUCUACUAUCAGGGCAACUGCCCAUGAUGAUGGCACCUACCCAAGUGGUACCCGUUCUCGCCCGUCCUCCCGACCCUCUUCAGUCUAUGGUUUGGAUCUAUCUAUUAAACGGGAUCUGUCCAGUUCUUCAUUAAGACUUAAAUCAGAGGGAGAGGUUCUAGAUGCAGCAUUUGCCCCUGGGGUGGCCAGAGCAAAACCCACUAGUUUACCUAUAAGCCAAAGCCGUGGACGCAUCCCCAUUGUUGCUCAGAACUCAGAGGAGGAAAGUCCUCUGAGUCCAGUGGGGCAACCAAUGGGUAUGGCUAGAGCUUCAGCUGGUCCUCUCCCUCCCAUUUCUGCUGACUCCAGGGACCAAUUUGGGUCAAGCCAUUCCCUCCCAGAGGUACAGCAACAUAUGAGAGAGGAAUCUCGGACUCGUGGCUAUGAUCGAGACAUCGCAUUCAUCAUGGAUGACUUGCAAGGUGCCAUGUCUGACAGUGAAGCACAAAGUGAGUCCAUGUUGGCUUUGAACAGAGAUGAUGCCAGAAUCUUUCAUGAAAGUAUCAGACACGCUGGAGGCCCAAACUGGAAUAUAGAAGCCUACCACCUGAGAAGAGAGGACACAGAUUGGUUUGAUAAGCCAAGAGAAGGGCAUCCUCAGAGCGGGAGUGUUUCAGACAGGAGACAGAUGAAACUCGUGCCUUAUGCCUUCCCUCACACUCGCAUCAAGCUUAAGAGAGACAUGAAGGACUCCAGUGUGUCAGGUAAUGGACUUGGCAUCCGUGUGGUAGGUGGUAAGGAGAUUCCAGGGAGUCGUGGAGAGAUCGGAGCGUACAUUGCCAAGGUCAUCCCUGGUGGGGUGGCAGAACAAACGGGGAAAGUUGUGGAGGGAAUGCAGGUGUUGGAGUGGAAUGGAGUCCCUCUAACGGGAAAGACUUAUGAGGAAGUGCAGUCUAUUAUGGGCCAGACAUGUGCAGAGGCGGAGCUUUGUGUGAGACUCGACCUAAACAUGCUGUCUGACCCUGAGCACCCACAAGCCCUGGAGCACCAUGUCCAGCUUAAGGCUGGUGGACAGCGUUCCCCCGGUGUGGAUCCUAAGCAGUUAGCUGCAGAAUUGCAGAAGGUGUCCCAGCAGCAGGCACCUGGUAUGGUUGGAGUAGGAGCUGGGGGAUUGGGGGUCCUGUCUGCACUAGAGCGCUCUGCCCUCCUCCACUCUGGUACUGGAUCGGCUGCCUCCAGUGGGGUGCCAAGCCCUGGCCAGCCUGCAUCCCCUGCAAUAAGCAAGAAGCAGCGACACAAGCAAACAGAGAUGAUGAAGAUGCCUCAUCCCAUCACAGGAGAAAUUCAGCUCCAGAUCAACUAUGACAGAAAUCUAGGAAAUCUUAUUGUCCACGUCCUGCAAGCUAGAAACCUGGCCCCAAGGGAUAAUGAUGGCUACUCUGACCCUUUUGUGAAGGUCUACCUUUUACCUGGGAGAGGCCAAGUCAUGGUUGUCCAGAAUGCAAGUGCUGAUAACAAGAGAAGGACCAAGUAUGCCCAGAAGACCAUGAACCCAGAAUGGAAUCAGACUGUCAUCUACAAGAACAUUCAUCUAGAGCAGCUGAAGAAAAAAACGCUGGAGGUGACAGUGUGGGACUAUGACAGGUCCUCCUCCAAUGACUUCCUUGGAGAAGUACUGAUUGACUUGUCAAAUACCACCCAGCUGGACAACACUCCUCGCUGGCUGCCUUUGAAAGAGCAGAGUGAAAGCAUUGAACACAGCAGAGCCCACCAUGCUGCCCAAGGUCCGUCAGGGUCUGGGUCAAGUCAGGGACAUGGCCAGGGCCACAUUUCAGGUUCUGGACAGGGGUAUGGAAUGGGUCAGAGUCUAGCACCAGGGCAGGGAGAUGGGAGUCAUGAUUCACCUAAAAACUCUGUAAUCAAGAGCAGAAGCCAUGGAAUCUUUCCCGAUCCAGCUAAAGACAUGCAAAUGAUGCCUUUGGAAAAGUCACACAGUAGCCCAGGCAGUUCCAAGUCUUCCUCCGACGGCCAACUACGUUCCCAUGGCCCUUCCCGAAGCCAAAGCAAGAGCAGUGUCACUCAGGCCCACCUUGAGGAUGCUGGAAUAGCAAUUGCUGCUGCUGAAGCUGCCGUGCAACAAUCCUGCCUGCAACCAAGACCAGGACACCGGCUGAGUGAUGUUUCAGGGUCAGUGGUACUAUCUGCCCCGAGCCUGGUUGGAGACGCUUAUGGAGGUCUGGAUAGUGAAGAUGGAGCAGGCAUAGGAGUGGACAGUGCCAUUUUUCAAGUGCCACGGAUCGGUAAGACUAUUCCUAAUGGCACAGACAAAAACCAACUUGAGACUGCAGAAAAUGAAGCUGGUAAAACACAAGUAAUGGGGGAGAUCAAGGUUGCUCUCAAGAAGGAGGUGAAAACAGAAGGGGACCAACUGGUCUUGGAGAUCCUUCAGUGCAGAAACAUCACUUACAAGUUCAAAAGCCCAGACCACCUGCCAGAUCUGUAUGUGAAGUUGUAUGUGGUGAAUGUGGCCACCCAGAAGAGGAUCAUUAAGAAGAAGACGAGAAUUUGUCGACAUGAUAGAGAGCCUUCUUUCAAUGAGACCUUCAGAUUCCCCCUAAACCCAACUGGACACUCCAUACAGCUUUUCUUGGUGUCUAAUGGAGGGAAGUUCAUGAAGAAAACCUUGAUAGGUGAAGCCUACAUCUGGCUUGACAAGGUGGACAUGAGGAAGAGAGUGGUCAGCUGGCACAAGCUGUUCGUCAGUUCCACUCAGACCAACCCCUGAACACCACACCAAAAAGAUCCAGAUGCAGCAGAUCAGCCAACACUAAAUGCAAAGUGCAUAGUUCAGAGAUGUGACAAAAAAAAUGAAUAAGAGAAUGAGAAUAAGAGCAAAGAAAAAAGAUUCCUUUAAUUCGUUGCUUCGGUUUAUAAAUCAUAAAAUAAAGGUUUAUUAUGUGCUACUAACAUUGCAAUUAUAUCAGUCCAACACUGCCAGCACAUUUCCACCUCUUCCCAUUUCAAGUCUCUGCUGGUUUUGGAUUUAACAUGCAAACAUAAAAAGCUGGCACUGAUAGACACUCAGCAGCAAUAUGGCUUUGAGGGCAGUGACGUCUUUCUUACCACAGUUCUAUUUCCAUAAUCCACAUGAGACGCCGAGAUGUGAUUCUGCACUACUGAACAAACAUAUCUAACAAAGGGAAAGAUGAAAAACAGAAUCAUGGAAUUCAUUUUAUUUCCUUCAUAUGAGAGACGUGGUUGUGCUACGAUCGUGAUUUGUGUGGAUUUAAGUGGUCUUGGAAUAUUAACUGAUGAAGAAAUGCAUACAUUUUUUGUACAAUAUUCUUUCAGUUUCAUUGAAAAAGGAAAAAAAAAAACACAAUAAAGAGCUUAUGUAGGCCUGAGUCAGACAGUUGACCUUUGCUGUGGGAUGAGGAUUAAAUGUACAGCACUUCUGAUUGUAGAUAUCCCACAUGCAAAUAUAAGAGCAUAUCAGAGAAUCACAUUGUACAGUGUGACGUUUAUAUAGUAUACACAGAUAUCAGAUGCAGAAUAUAUCUAAAUAUAAUAUACAGUAUAAGAGUUGUUCUCUUGUCACUAGAUUAUAUAUACAAAUAUAUAUAAUAUGGGACAGAUACACAGACUUGUUAGAUUGAGGCUGUGAGUGGCGCACUGACAAUCCAGUAAUCUAUGGUGUAGGCAGUCACAAUAACUAUUAUGUGAAUGUGGACCUAUGUGAGCUCAAGGAUGUUAAUAAUCAUGUUCAGUAGCUCCCUUGGUUCUCUGGUCACACUAAUGCACCGCUAUAUCGAACAGGGCUGUGACAAUACAAAUAAAAUCCAAGGUCAAUGACAACCUCUAGUGGCUGAUUACUAUUUUACUAGCAUGAUAUUGUUAGGAAAGAUUAGAAUUAAAAUUUAAAUUAACAAUGAACAGCAUCUGCUGUGUUGAAUGUUACAACUGUGGAAGGUGAGUUUCACACAUCCGUCUCAAGUGUACAACAUUUUGCUUUAAGAUUGUUAUAGUGGCUCAGAUUUUGCUAAUAUUUCCUUCUGUGUAGUCCAUCGUCAGACAUGUAAUUCAUACAAUAUGUGUCAAAAUCCUCUGUAGAUCUGCAACUGUCAUUACUUCAGUAUGACAGCCCUGCUGUCUCUGUGUUAGUAAGUCCCUCUGGUCUGAGUUUUCCCUGAAAAUUAUUUCAAAAGGAAGAAAAAAAAAUGCUUUACCAUUCAAACGUCAAGGUUCUUUUGUGUGUCUGGCUGUACUGUAAAACACUUAACUAUUUUGUGUCAGUGACUCCCAUUACAACACAUUGAACCAGCCUCUUUCACUGCCUGCAACCAAAACACUCAGGCCCACUGGCGUACAGUGAUGUAUAGGAUCAAAUGAAAGCAUGGGGCCUAGUCUCAGUACUAAGGUGUGAGUAGGUGACCCAUGUAUUUAUCUGUAUUCGUCUUACAAUGUUUUGUCACCUUUACCUGUACAGAAUGAAAAAUUGACCCUCAGAACUACUGUUAGUGUGUUUAGGCACAUCACAAAGCCAAUGCAACUAUUUAUAAUAUAUCACUGGAGACUACAAACAUAGAGCAAGAUGUCACUUAUCGCCUAUAAUAAUUACAAAGUAAAACAAACAAGCAAACAUAAAAGAGGGUAUAGUGAGGAAGAAAACAAGGUUAAUUUUUCAAUGCUGACAAUUAUUUUGUUGUGCCAACCGUGAUUUAUGUUUAAAUUCUCAACAGUUAUAUUUCUUUUUUACAUUCCAGAUCCAUUGUUUCAUUUGAAGUAAUUCUAUGCAACAUAUACGUUUGAAUGCAUUUGUGUUUUUGGAAUUAAAAUGUUUUAACUGUGAACAUAUGUUCUCAAAAUAACUGUAAGAAAAUAACUUUAAUUUGUACAUCGAUGAAAGAAAAUAUGAAAUACUCUGAUUUUUUUACUGAUUUUAAUAUAUAUUGACGUUAACGGCUGUUAACAUCUACAUGGAUCUUGUGCACUUUAUUAUUGCGUUGUCUCAUUUGUUCCAUCAUGACAUGUGGGAUUACGUGUUUUGUGUUUAUGCACUGAAAUGAACUGAGUCAUGGUGUAUGUGAUGGCAGGAAAUAUUGUGGUGUGCAUUUUGUAUCUAUGUGGAAAAAGAAAAAACAUGCAGACACACUGGGGUUCCUAAACGUAAUGCACAAUGUGGGGGGGGGAUAAAUAUCACUCUAAACUGCAUCAUGCUCUCAGUGUACUUAAAAAAGUUUGUGUACACAGUACAGUAAAUUAGACAUAUUAUCUCAAUGCUCAGCCUUGACUGUUCAACCCCUGUGUUUCAUUAGACUUCACCCAAGCUAAAUACUGUUUGUUUAGAUCAGCUGUUGCCUGUAAUCGUGAAUCCAUUCAUUUGUUGUUGUUCUGAGGGGUGUGAAUGUGACUCAAGUUGUUUGACAUGUGUACAUAAAGUGUUUAUUUUCUACAAAGAUUGAAUGUUUAUAUUGUCCAAAGUCUGAGCAUGUGAGUGUUGAAAAAAAAAAUCACAAAA